AUGGCGUCUUCUUCGACUUCAUCCGUUCAGAUGAGAUUUAAGUAUGAUGUUUUUUUUUUGAGUUUUAGAGGUGAAGACACUCGUAAGACAUUCGUUGAUCAUCUCUAUCAUGCUCUUCAACACAAAAGCAUCCACACUUACAAAGAUGACGAGAGAAUCAAGAAUGGGGAGAGGAUUAGUGAUGAGCUCAUCAAAUCCAUUGAAGACUCAAAAUUCUAUAUAAUUGUUUUUUCCACGAACUAUGCAUCUUCAUCUUGGUGCUUGGAUGAGCUUGUAACGAUUAUGGAGUGCCAGAAGACGACUGAGCAUACUGCUUACCCAGUCUUUUAUGUUGUAGAACCCACUGAAGUCCGCAAACAAAGUGGGGAGUUUGGAAAAGCCUUUGCUAAACAAGAAAAGGAAGAGGCUGCUAAAAAAUGGAGACAGGCUCUAAAAGAAGCAGCCAAUCUUUCUGGGUUUGGGUUGAAGAACAUUGUAGAUGGAUCAUCUAAAUUUAUCCAAAAAAUUGUUGAAGAUAUCUCACUGGAGUUGCGAUCCAUCAAUUUCAGCGUCGAUGAAAAAUUAAUUGGCAUGGAGGAUCGAAUAAGGGAUGUUGUUUCAACUUUAGAAAUUGGUUUUGAUGACGUUCAGAUGAUAGGAAUCAAAGGGAUGGGAGGUGGUGGGAAGACAACAUUGGCGAUAGCUGUUUUUUAUCGAAUAUCCUUUCGGUUCGAAGGUAGCAAUUUUGUUGAGAAUGUUAGGGAAAAUUCAAAUCCCAAUUUAUCCUGUUUGAAGAAGUUACAGAAACAAAUCCUUAAAGAUGUAUUAAAUGCCCAGGACAUCAAAAUAAGUGAUGUUCAUGAUGGGAAAAAGAUGAUAAAAAAGAUGAUGUGUUGUAGAAAGGUUCUUGUUGUUCUCGAUGAUGUCGAUCAUAUAGACCAACUUAAGGCGUUAGCGGGUGAGCUUAAUUGGUUUAAUAAGGGAAGUAGAAUUAUCAUCACAACAAGAGAUGAGCAAGUGUUGGUAGCACAUCGAGUGAACUUGAUACGUUAUGUCGAUCUUUUAUCUCAAAAGGAAGCAAUUUGCCUCCUCAGUAGGUAUGCAUUUGGGAGAGAGAGUCCAAUUGAAGAGUACAAAGUGCUAUCGGAACAAGUGGCAAGUUAUGCUGCUGGACUUCCCUUAACGAUCACAGUUUUGGGUUCGUUUUUGUGUGGUAAAAAUGAGCUUGAAUGGAGAGAUACUAUAGAAAGACUAAAAACAAUUCCAUUAAAGGAAACUUUAGAAAAGUUGGAAUUAAGCUAUAUUGGUCUACAGGAGGAUUACAAGGAAAUAUUCCUAGAUGUUGCAUGUAUAAUGAAAGGUUGGGAGAAAGAGGACGCAAUCGAAGUGCUUGAAAGCUGUGGACUUCAUGCUAGAAAUGGUUUAAGAGUUCUUAAGCAAAAAUCUCUCAUAACUAUUUCUAUAUAUGGGGAUUUAGGCAUGCAUGACCAUAUAGAAGAAAUGAGCAAGAAUAUUGUUCGACGCUUGCACCCAGGGGAGCCUUACAGACAUAGUCGAUUGUGGAUUGCAGACGAAAUUAAAGAUAUAUUGGUUAAUAAUCAGGGUACUGAAGCAACAACAAAUAUAGAAUGGAUUACAAACUCAGAACUCGAUCCAGAAAUUAUGGAAGGCCUUGGAAACAUAAGAAUCUUAGAUAUCUUCUGCUGUAUCUUAAAUGUGAUGAUUCCGAUUUGGAAUUUGAUGAAGUUUACCAAUACCUUCCAAAUGCUUUACGAUAUCUAA
This is a messenger RNA of Cynara cardunculus var. scolymus (artichoke), 1761 nucleotides long. Its product is annotated as TMV resistance protein N-like. The coding region runs from base 1 to 1761 and encodes 586 amino acids. The record is from RefSeq and is a predicted model, not a curated record. Gene Ontology annotation, biological process: defense response; signal transduction. Gene Ontology annotation, molecular function: ADP binding. NCBI's taxonomy places the organism in Eukaryota, Viridiplantae, Streptophyta, Magnoliopsida, Asterales, Asteraceae. The transcript has 4 exons.